Molecule: messenger RNA, 2499 nt
Organism: Sinocyclocheilus grahami
Lineage: Eukaryota; Metazoa; Chordata; Actinopteri; Cypriniformes; Cyprinidae
Product: T-cell surface antigen CD2-like
Exons: 5
Coding region: 164-1198 (344 amino acids)
Cellular component (GO): membrane
Source: RefSeq, a predicted model, not a curated record
UGUGCUGCACUGUCUCAACAUGCCUCCGUCUGCACAACUGACAUCUUUAGUUCUUUGCUCUGUCUGCGUAACCGCCAACUCUGAUCGCGAACAGGAAAUUCUUUCUGUUUCCUCCAGUUGAUUCUGAAAAAGUUCUGGAACAUUUGCUGUUUUCAGAAGAGCAAUGAGCUGCCAAUACAGUCUCUUAUUUUUAUUCCUCUGCGGCUUUGCUGCGCUCACUGUUGCAGAGAUAUGUAAAACAGAACUACUAGAGGGAACGUCCUGCACCCUAAAGCUGCCAACAACAAACACUGACAAAUCUAGUGAGAUCAAAUGGGCCCAUGGCAGCAGUAACGCUGUCAUUCAGAGGAAAAAUAAUAAGAACAAAUCAAACACUCCAGGUCUAACACUGGAAGAAGAUGGAUCAUUAACAUUUGAAAGUGUUAGUCUGAAGAACACCGGCAAAUAUACAUACACUGUUUUUAAUUCUGACGGUACACUGAUUGGUGCUGGAGAAAAGGAAAUUAACGUUUAUGCAAAGGCUCCUAAACCUACUGUGAAGAUCGACUGCAAAGGUGCUGACGUUACACUCACCUGUGACAUUAGAGACCGUACAGAUCUGACUGUCUCCUGGUAUAAAGACAAUACCAUCCAGACUGAAAAAAAAACAAAACUGCUCUUGACAUCUGCUCACAUACAGGAGAAUAAACCGUACUCAUGCAGUGUAAGCAAUCCUGUCAGCAAUGAGCAAAGUGGCAUCGUUACAGUAUCAUGUACAGGUACUACAGGUGACGGCUCAGGUCCUCGUAAACUCUUUGGCUUUGAUUUAUGGAUCAUGGUGAGCAUUUUAGCAGGUGGAGGAGCCCUUCUGUUGAUGCUGAUAUGUGUUCUCAUCAUCUGUGCAUGUCGAAGCUGUAAAAAACAAAAGAAGCACGAACAAGAUGAAGAAGAGCUCAGACUGAGGGUUUUUCAAGAUGAAGCUCAUACCGGUACAGCCAGAUCCAAACACACUGCUAGGGGGCAACCGGCGCCCCCCAUCCCGCAAGAAGACACAACUCCACAAACCCCAACUCAAACCCAGACUCAGCCCAAAGCCCAGACCCGCAGUCGACCUCCACCACCACCUGAGGACGAUGAGGAAAAUCCUCCUCCCUUACCUCGGCCGAGGAAUAAACAACACCGCAAGAGACAUGAAGAGCCGUACCGACCAAUGGAAUGAGAUGCUUGUAUGUUCACUGAACGACAGUAACUCAGGGCCUUAACGGAAUCAUUUUCAUAAGCCAUACUGGGAUGCUAAGAGUGUCAUUUAAGAAAUAGCACGGUAAAAAUGAAAUUUGGUCAUAUACUCACCCUCAUGUUCUUCCAAACUUGUAUUGUUUUCUUUAUUUUCUUCAAACACCAAAGGAGGUCUUAGGCAGAAUGCCAAAGCGGUUCUUGUCCAUAGAGGGAAAAGAGAUGGUGAUUUAUACUUAAGCCUCAGAAACCAUAGUCCUUAAGAUCUAAGUCUUCUGAGGACUAUUUAUGUAAUGAUUUACAACGCAAAAAAAAUUUUUUUUUUUUUUUGCUUUGAAAUGAAGAAAACGUACAUAAUGAGCAAGUACAUCUUCCAAAAAGUGUUUUGCCUUAGUCUAGAUCACUGUAAGCCUCUAAUAAUUAUUUAUAUUUUUUAAGUUUUUGGGGCAGAUUUCCAGGGAACCUGCAUACUUUCGUCAUUACUCAUUACUCAUUACGUCAUAUUCGUAAAUAAAGGAAAGCAAUCAGAAGUCAGAAUAUUACUAUAUUAAUAAGUGGAUGGAGCUUGAAGAAGUAACAACUGAAUAUUGAACCAAAAAGCAAAAAGGGAAAGCUAAAGUAUCCGUAAUAAAACACGAAUCAAUAUACUUUACAUAGUAGUUACUACUUUGAUCUGUUUGUUAUGGAAGUCCAUUUCCGCCACUGAAUAAAAAAAUAAAAAAGGAAACUGCGACUUUUUUUCUCGCAGUUCUGAAUGAGACAAUCAGCCGAAGCACAACUCAAGAGAUCAAAACAAUGUUAGUCCGCGAGUAACGUCAGCCGCUAGAGUUGUCUAGCUUUCAAAUAAUAGAAUACAGUGAAUAACGGCUUAAAUUUAAGUCUGUUUUGUGAGGUGAACAUGAGUAUAUGAAUUAUUCUUCAGGUGCACUAAGUAGCCUAUUUUCUCUCAGGUCUUAUUUGUGUCUUUAAACAUCUAAAAUAAGAGACGUCUUGAUCAUUAUACUGGCACACCUGUAGAUGUAAAUGCAUUGUGUUUUUAUUUAUUAAAUCAACAGUUAUGCGACUUUAACAUUAGAGUUUAGAAUUCCGCUUAUGUUAAAUUAACCAACUUCUUUCCUAGUCUGUAUUAACACAUUGAUGUAAAUAUAUUUGGGUUGUCACUUUUUAGAGGUACAAUUAACUUAGUGCACCUUUAAGUAGAAAACAAAAGUGUCUAUGAGCUGAAUGAAACAGUAUUUUAUAGAGUAAUUUUUCCUUUUGUGUGUGUGUGUGUGUUUUCUGAGACCA